Peronospora belbahrii is the source of this 1254-nucleotide messenger RNA. The record is from the annotation of a GenBank genome assembly. NCBI's taxonomy places the organism in Eukaryota, Oomycota, Peronosporomycetes, Peronosporales, Peronosporaceae.
AUGAGUAUGUUAACAAGCACAACGUCACACGCUGUAGUGGCUUUUGGAUGCAAUGAUGAUGGUCAGCUAGGAACGGGGGCAAAGCGUCGAAAGACACUGGCCAUUGAUGACGUGUCGGCUUCUAACUUUCCCACAAUGCUCGACGGACUUUUCGACGAAGAAGUUGUCGCUGUCUCCUGUGGCUCUCGCCAUACAAUGGCACUUACUGCAAAUGGCACCGUGUACUCGUGUGGAUGGGGAUCAAUGGGCCAAUUGGGCCACGGAGACCUCAAGAGCAUUAGCGUACCUCAGAAAAUCACCUUCUUCGAGGAUAAGGGUCUUGUGGUUAGCUACAUUUCAUGUGGAGGCUGUCACUCUGCUGCGGUAACGAAUGACGGAACGUUGUACAUGUGGGGCGAGACGCAUUGGGGUCAGCUAGGUCUACCGAAAGAGUUUGAAAAGACGCACGAGUCCGUUCCAGUCGAGUGCUUGAUUCCAGAGGCUUAUUGUGAUGAACGUGUUGUAAAGGUCAGCUGUGGUGGCACGCACACGGCUACAUUGACCAACCUUGGACGUGUUUUCGUCUGGGGUCGAGGUGAUAGCGGCCAGUUAGGUAUCGGCUCGGCAUGGCUAAAGGAAACGGAUGACAAGUGUCUUAUGGGAGUUAGCCAGCCGCAUUUGCUUGAUAGAUUAAACGGCGAGAAAGUCGUGCAGGUUGCGUGUGGUGCGUUUCAUUCAGCUGCUGUGACUGAGCAAGGACACGUUUAUAUUUGGGGAAAAGAGGACUAUGGCAUGCUUGGUCUUGGACAGACUUCUGAUCAGCAGACCCCGAAGCGCAUUGAGUUUUUUGACAACAUUCCAGCACAUCGAGUCUCUUGCGGUGGUUGGCACACCGUAGUAGUGGCAAAGUCGGGAGAAUGCUAUGCUUUUGGACGGGGUGAAUAUGGCCGACUUGGUCUUGGUGACGCGAAAAGUCGAACGCGUCCUCAUUUGGUGAAAGCUCUACAGGGAAAAACAGUGAUUCAAGCUGCAUGCGGUGGCUCUCAUACCUUGUUUGUUACAAGCGAUGGUCUUGCCUACGUUGCUGGAAGAGCUGACCAUGGUCGACUCGGUUUGGCAGACGUCAAAUCGUUGGCAGUUCCUACACAUUUAGACUUCGGUAGUAUCCCAGUUCUUCAGGUCUCAGCAGGUGGUGCGCACUCAAUAGCUGUACUGCACAGCUUACGCCCUACCUUCUCACCAAUGCCCACCAACAAUGCACGAGCUAUAGAAUGA